AGGAUGGUUUGAUACAAUGAAGGCCCUCGCUGCAGCUCUGCUUUUGGCCACGCUGCACUGUUCGUGGGCAGUGACUCCCACUGACUGCAAUGCUGUCAAGCCUGUGGCUGAGAAAGCUCUAGAUCUGAUCAAUAAAGGGCGACGGGAUGGCUACAUUUUCCAGUUGCUGCGGGUCGCUGAUGCCCACUUGGAUGGAGCGGAGUCUGCAACUGUGUAUUAUUUAGUCUUAGAUGUGAAAGAGACGGAUUGUUCAGUGCUAACCAGGAAACAUUGGGAAGACUGUGAGUCAACUGAUUCCAGACGUCCAGAUGGCUUCGUGAUUGGACAAUGUAAAGUAAUAGCUACCAGGUACUCCAAUGAAUUUCAGUUUCUUAAACUGAAUGACUUUAACUGCACCAUAAGUUCCGUCUCUUCAGCACUGGCCAACAGCAAAGAUAGUCCUGUACUGUUAGAUUUCAUCGAGGACACAGAGCCCUUCAAAAAACCAGCAGACAAAGCCCUGGAUGUGUACAAGAAAGAACAUGACGAUUUCGCCUCUUUUAGAGUAGACCGGAUAGAGAGAGCCAUAAGAGUGAAAGGAGGUGAAAGGACCAAUGUCUACGUGGACUUCUCCGUGAGGAACUGCUCUAGAUCUCACUUCCACAAGCACCCUGAUUUUGGAUUCUGCAAAGCAGAUCUGUCCUAUAGUGUAGGAGCCUCAGACUUGGAAAACCCAGAAAACAUCGUUAUAAACUGUGAAGUCUUUAACUUUGAGGAUCACAGAAACAUCAGUGGUUUUGAAUCCCGUCUGGGCCACCCUUUCCACUUUGGAGGUCACAAGCAUCCCCACAAACCACAUAAAUCUGAAUGCCCACCUUCCCAAGAAGGGAAAGACUUUUCAGAUGGACCACCGCUCCCAGGAGAAGCACGCUCUUCAGGGCCAAGAUGUCGUCAUCGGCCUUUUGGAGCCAAUGAAACCCAUAGGUUCCCUCAUCAUCGUAAUUUCAGUGAACACCAUUCCCAAAGACCUCCUCCCCAUGGUCAUCCCCACCAUAAACCCCCUCCCCACGGCCAUCCCCAUGGCCAUCCUCCCCAUGGGCCUCCUCCCCACGGCCAUCCUCCCCAUGGACCCCCUCCCCACGGCCAUCUUCCCCAUGGACCCCCUCCCCAUGGCCAUCCUCCCCAUGGACGCCCUCCCCACGGCCAUCCUCCCCAUGGACCCCCUCCCCACGGCCAUCCUCCCCAUGGGCCCCCUCCCCACGGCCAUCCUCCCCAUGGACCCCCUCCCCACGGUCAUGGUUUCCACGACCAUGGACCCUGUGACCCACCAUUACAAAGACAAGACCCCCAAGAUCCCCAUGAGCAUGGCCACGGCCCCCCACCUAAGCAUCCCGGAAAGAGGGGCCCAGGUAAAGGACACUUCCACGGGAGACCAUUUGGAAAUGUGUACCAGCUUCCUCCACUGCAGAAAGGUGAAGUCCUUCCUCUUCCAGAAGCCAAUUUUCCCAGCUUCUCUUUGCGAAAUCAUACCCAUCCUCUAAAGCCAGAGAUUCAACCCUUCCCUCAGUCUGCCUCGGAACUCUGCCCAGGGGAGUUCAAGAGUGAGUUUUCACAACUUUCUAGGUUUUUUGCAUCUACAGUUUCAAAAUAAAAUCUGAUUUCCUUGGUGUGAAAAAAAUGAAAUGAUGUUCUGUAUUAGAACCAUAAAUAAAACAUGAUAAUGA
Messenger RNA from Ochotona curzoniae (black-lipped pika), 1703 nucleotides. RefSeq names its product histidine rich glycoprotein (gene HRG). Gene Ontology annotation, cellular component: endolysosome; extracellular region; blood microparticle. Lineage: Eukaryota; Metazoa; Chordata; Mammalia; Lagomorpha; Ochotonidae. Gene Ontology annotation, molecular function: cysteine-type endopeptidase inhibitor activity; heparin binding; zinc ion binding. The coding region runs from base 17 to 1630 and encodes 537 amino acids. Gene Ontology annotation, biological process: negative regulation of endopeptidase activity; heme transport; negative regulation of fibrinolysis. The record is from RefSeq and is a predicted model, not a curated record. The transcript is spliced from 7 exons.